AUGACGGGGGAAGACCUGGGCCAAGUCCGAAACUCCACGCGAAAGAUCAAUCUGCUCAACCCCGAUAGCAAAACACAAGCCGAGCUCUGGGACGCGUAUGGGCAAACGACGAAGGAAGGCGGGUAUACCGGGAAUGAAGGGUCUACUCGAGUCAAUACGUACUCGAGCUCAUCUUGGUACCUCAAAAGCAUCUUUGGAGACGGACACGGCGACCGGUACGAAGAACUCUCGUACUUUGCGUUCGAGAACGAUCACUACCAAGUGCUCGCGCCUCGCAAACUCGACUGCGGUGACCUUCAAGCCAUCCUGUUAUCUGGGGCGACACCCACUGCAACGACGGACCUCUUACGCGCGAUUCCGCAGUCGACAUUUGAGUCUGUUCGUCCGUAUGUGGUGAACCAGACAACCGCAGACUCGGCCAAGAUGCUAUCGGUCAGCGCUGCCAUCCUCGGUCUCGCAGCUGACAAGAGCGUGUACUUCGGUGGUGUGGACGCUGAAGGCGCCAUUCAGAUUGAAACGUUGCUGAGUGCUGGGGAUUCCGCAGCAUUCGGUGUGGUUGGUUCGUGCUUACAAGGUUCAGCCACGCACGUCCGACUUCGACUCCAAUCGACUGAGUUUUACGUCCCUGACACCAUGGGAGAGCUCAAUCCGUCGCGCGUAUCGGGCGCCAUGUUGAUCGUGUCCCUCCUGGAUGGAAACCUAAAUCCUGUCGAGAGUUCCUGCUACGAUGCAACGCGUGAAGCUCGUUACGCGAUGACGGAGGGCAACACCGAGUAUCUUCGUCUGGUGACGGUGUACUCGAAGCAGUUGCUGGUUGAGAAAGAUUGUGGAGGGUUCACACUCUUCGGUGGAAAGAGGGACACUUUCGGUGCAGCAGGUCUGGCGAGUGCAGCUCUGUUAUUCACCCAGCUUUGGCUGUCCGAGUGGACGGUAGAGCAGACUACCUCAGGAGAAGUACUUCGACACAACUUCGUGAAUCAGAAGGUGAACGAGGUGACUGUGGACAGCACGUUUAGCAUUCGCCGGUUGAUCAACCUGCAGAUCUUAGCUCUCGUCGUGACGGCGUACGUGACGAGCGCGCGCGGCUGGUUCAAGCUCAAAUGCACCUUCAUCUCUCCCUGGGCGAAGGUAAUGAACGCAACCCCGUCGUGUACAAUUGCCAAGGUGGUGCGCAGCAGCUACAACUUCAUUUUGGUCGCCCAAAUGGUGCUGAGUAUGAUGCAGUGGCGCAAGCAGUUGACGAUUGACUUGCUGGUGGGAGCUGAUACGAACCAAGCUGUGCUGCGAGCGUUCGGCUGUGGUACUUUGGUGGUGGUGCUGGCGAUUAAUAUCGUCUUCGCGCGUGCGGGGGAUCUGAAGAUGCAAGAGAUGGAGCCAACUUUCGCCCACGUGAUGGGUUCCUCGUGUCGAUCAUCCUCUAUCUGGUCAGUCGUUCCGAUUCAGUGUCGGGCCACAGGCAUGCGCUCGGUUUCAGCUAGCGACCUGACCAAGUAUUCCGGUUGCCGCUGUUCGACCGUGUGUGCCAUGGAAGCAUCGCUGAGUGUGUACACCGUCGUUCUCACCAUUGUGAUCAUUGGAGCCUGUUUGAUCGGAUUGUCAGCUCAUGCGAUGCUGCAAGCCUCCGUUCGUAGCGCGUCCAAGGUUGGGGCCAGCACGAGGGUGUACUUUCAAGUGAAGGGGAAACGCGAGUCCUUGUCGCCCGAUGUGAACUCCUUCACGCGGUUUCUCGAUGACCGAUCAUGCAAUAUUGGCCUCUACGACUGCAGCACGGGAAUCUACGUGAAGAUGCCAGGGGAGGCCGUGCUCUCGACGCGUGGGCAGCUAGAAGCUUGCGGUUUCGUUCUAUCUUCGACGAUUCUGUUUCGAUACCGGGAUCUCCCGCUCUUCCUCGUUGCGCGCAUUGUACUGAUGCAGGUUCUCAACUUUUUCAACCUGACGGUGACGACGUACGAGCUCAUUCACACGAACAGGAGGAUGAACGGUGUUCCUAUCUGUCUUGUGGCGGAUCAAGUUAUCCACACGCACUGGUCCAAGCUGAACGAGGCGCGGCUGGACUGGAUGGACGGGUAUUUCGGUGGAGAUGGCGAGACUUCCUACCGGUCUGUGGAUUCCAUGAGAAGGCAGUCCGUUCACAACAAACACGUAGAGGUGAGCACGUAG
Phytophthora sojae is the source of this 2160-nucleotide messenger RNA. RefSeq lists its product as hypothetical. The transcript has 4 exons. Bases 1 to 2160 code for a protein of 719 amino acids. NCBI's taxonomy places the organism in Eukaryota, Oomycota, Peronosporomycetes, Peronosporales, Peronosporaceae. The record is from RefSeq and is a predicted model, not a curated record.